AUGGAUAAGCAAAAUCAAAAUUCUAGCAUGCCGGAAGACAUAUAUCCCUUGCACAUUCUGGACGACACCAAGCUUUACCGCUUUUUCGUAAGUGGAUUAAUGCACUUUAACGACGUCCUCGACACCAAAAAACUACAUAAUGCUUUAUCGAAACUACUUGAAAUUGGGGAUUGGAGGAAGCUUGGGGGUCGGCUUAGGAUCAAGCGGAAUGGAAAGCUCGAGAUUCACGUCCCGCGGCCGUUUACAGCUAAGCAGCCAGCUGUCGCGUUUACCCACGAUAUUUUUGAUAUGACAAUCGAGAAGCAUCCGGUGGCCUGUCGAUUUCCCAAGCCGACCGAUGGCCCGUCGACUCAACCAAUUUCUUCUGACUUCCAGUCCUUUGUCAUGAGGCCAGACCAUCCAACGACAAUUGAAGAAAUGAUACGCCAGGAUGUACCCCAAUUGUCCUUGCACAUUACUUCGUUUAGUGAUGCAACCCUUGUCGCGCUCACCUGGCCUCACACCAUGAUGGACGCCGCAGGCCAUCAGGCGUUACUACAUGCAUGGUCGUCAGUGCUAGCUGGUCAGGAAGAAGAGGUCCCACUGGUUCUCGGUGCACACAAAGACAUUCUUGAGGAUGUAAGCUCGAACUAUGAUGGGGACCAGGAAGAGUUUGGGCCUGACCGGAUGCGAAUGAGGGGAAUGGGUAAGCUCAAGUUCAUGUUCCAAUAUUUAUGGGAAGAGUUUUGGAAUUCUCCCCGGGAAACACGGGUAAUUUUUCUUCCAAGAAAUAUAUUCGUCCGGCUGCAGAAGCGAAUUCGAGCGGAAGUCGCCGAGAGCGCUCACACUAGUGACCAGAAGUCUUUUGUCAGCGAUGGCGAUAUACUCGCGGCGUGGGCCACUCGCGCGGUGGCAUCAACUAUGCCGAAGCCACGUCCGAUAACUAUAGUGAGCUUCGUGAAUGCCCGGUUCCGACUUCCGCCGCUCAUUGAAUCUCGAGGCAUCUACCUCCAGAAUAUGGUACUUGCGGGAUACGCAUUCCUCUCCGCGCAUCUUGCCAGGGGACCUGUUGGACCUAUUGCUCUCAGUCAUCGACGUCAUCUUGACGAACAGGGCACGGAGCAGCAGACCUUUAGUCUACUGAAGACCGUGCGUCAGGAUAUCGAGUCUGAUGGAAGCCCGAACGUCUUCUAUGGAGAGCCACACGCUUCUUUAAUGAUUGUCAAUAACUUGACUAAGCUGGGAAUAAUCAAAGCUGCAAACUUCGGCCCAGCGGUCCUAAGCCAAGGUGACAAAGAAGAGUCCAGGAGCAAUCCUCCAGGGACUAUGGUGACAGUACAAAAUUAUUUCCACCCGGUGUCGGGGGGUCCAAAUCUUUUCUGCAUUCUUGGUAAAGACUACGGCGGGAAUUACUGGCUCCAAGGAUGUCUUUUGCCACGGGUAUGGGAAAUUAUUGAGAAAGAAUUGGAGGACAUGUAA
Molecule: messenger RNA, 1458 nt
Organism: Penicillium argentinense
Lineage: Eukaryota; Fungi; Ascomycota; Eurotiomycetes; Eurotiales; Aspergillaceae
Exons: 2
Coding region: 1-1458 (485 amino acids)
Molecular function (GO): acyltransferase activity, transferring groups other than amino-acyl groups
Source: RefSeq, a predicted model, not a curated record